AUGAGGAAGUUUGAUUUCAGAGCUGACUUCUUAAAAUAUUCACAGGAAGUCACACUGGAUCCAAACACAGCAAACAGAUGUGUGUUAUUAUCUGAGGGAAACAGAAAAGUAACAGCUAUGAGUAAACAACAGUCUUAUUCUGAUCACCCAGACAGAUUCAUUGGUCAGCCUCAGGUCCGGAGUACAGAGAGUCUGACUGGGCGUUGUUACUGGGAGGUGGAGAUGUGGAUGGGAGUUGGAGCUAUGGUAGCAGUCACGUACAAGAAUAACAGAAGAAAUUCGUUAGAAUGUGAAUUUGGAUUCAAUGAUAAAUCCUGGUCAUUAUAUUGUGGUAAAAACAUUUAUUUCUUUUACUACAACAGCAUCUUGACUCCAGUGUCAGGUCCUUGGUCCUCCAGAGUAGGAGUGUACCUGGAUCCCAGUGCAGGUGUUCUGUCCUUCUACAAUGUCUCUGACACCAUGACUCUCCUCCACAGAGUCCAGACCACAUUCACUCAGCCUCUCUAUGCUGGAGUUAGGGUUAAUCCUGGAACCACAGCUGAGUUCUGUAAACUCAAAUAGA
This is a messenger RNA of Platichthys flesus (European flounder), 562 nucleotides long. Its product is annotated as tripartite motif-containing protein 16-like protein. The record is from RefSeq and is a predicted model, not a curated record. Lineage: Eukaryota; Metazoa; Chordata; Actinopteri; Pleuronectiformes; Pleuronectidae. Bases 1 to 561 code for a protein of 186 amino acids. Gene Ontology annotation, molecular function: protein binding. The transcript has a single exon.